Molecule: messenger RNA, 1882 nt
Organism: Salvelinus sp. IW2-2015
Lineage: Eukaryota; Metazoa; Chordata; Actinopteri; Salmoniformes; Salmonidae
Product: zinc finger and SCAN domain-containing protein 22
Biological process (GO): regulation of transcription by RNA polymerase II
Molecular function (GO): DNA-binding transcription factor activity, RNA polymerase II-specific; RNA polymerase II cis-regulatory region sequence-specific DNA binding
Source: RefSeq, a predicted model, not a curated record
GCAGGGAGCAGGUCUCGAACCCUCGACCUUCUAGCCCGAAGUCCGGCGUGUGGCAGAGUCGAAUUCCACGCGUAUAAACCCAGGGUCGUUACAAUAUAUAUUCUGGCCCCAUUAGAUUUAGGGCCUCGCGUUUUCCUAUUAUUACGGUAACAGCGGGCAUUCCUUGUCACGUGAUCAACGAGAGCAUCUUUUUGGUCCAUUUUGGAUGAUAGCUGAGUCCUUGUAGCUAACCACGACCCGAAAAUGACAAAAUUGCAGUUUUUAAACGUAUUUUUGACCGAGCGGCUUAUGCUCGCUGCCCAGGAGAUCUACAAAUCUGUCGAAGACACGAUUUUGGAAUACCAAGAGGAGAUUGCGCUCAGGGAGAGGGAGAACGACCAUCUGAGACGCAGACUCCGAGACGCUGGGAUUGAAAUAUGGCCAGACCGUCAGUCUAUGGCACUAUUGGAGGAGGAGGAUGGCGAGCAUCCUCGGCGGGAGUGGAGCCCCAGCAUGGGCCAUGAGGAGCGAAUCCCCAUCCUGAUCAAGGAGAAACGGGAGCUCAGGUCCAGCCAGGGGGACGAGCAACUCCGGGGCCAUGGCUCCUGCAGCACCCCAGAGUCCAUGUUCACUCCUCCCCGCGUCACCAACGAAUACCCCCAGGAUCCUCCCCACUCCUCUAACCUGCCCCAGAACCCGUCAGUGGAGAACAGAGAGCGGGACCCUGGUCCCAGAACCUCAUCCAGACACGUCAAGUCAGAAGUGUCCCACAGAGGCUCAUCAUCAUCAUCUUCGUCCAACAGCGUCCCGCAGCCCCUUGCCACAGUCAACCCCAACUGCUCCAACGAGAACAACAUUGACAUCAUUGGAGUGGAGAACGGAGGACAGAUGUCUGGGUCUAAAGGACGAGCUGGUGGGAGCAGAGGUCAGGGCUCCCACUUAGGUGACCAGGGCAGUAACGCGGCCGCAGAGUGUGGAAAAUCCCCCCUCCAGGUGCACGUGUCAUCGUUCUGCUGCAAGGUGUGUGGGGAGGCGUUCAGCCACGUCGGACACCUGCAUGUACACGUCCAGGUGCACACCCGGGAGAAGCCGUACCGCUGCGGGGUGUGUGGGAAGUGUUGCAGCUCCUCCGGCAGGCUCCAGGAGCAUGCCAGGAGUCACACUGGAGAGAAGCCGUUCCGCUGCCAGAUCUGUGGGAAGGGAUUCACCCAGAUGGCCCAUUUGAAGGUCCACAUGCGGAUCCACACGGGAGAGAAACCAUACAGCUGCCCAGUGUGUGGAAAGUGCUUCAGCCGCUCCGACAAAAUCAAACGUCAUCUCCAGACCCACAGCCGCGAGGGCACUUACUUCUCAGGGCAGUAAGAUGAGGGAGACCACCGGUGGUUGUUAAUGAGCGACUGAGUCUGUAUGAAUGAAUGAAUUACUGAUUAUGGGACAUUUUUUAAAAGCUAAAAUUGCUGCCAUUUAAGACGGCUUGUUAUUUUUCUCUCUCUCAAAGAGCUAGGGAUUCUGCGACUUUCUUAGAGAAUGUUUUAUCUCCUAGUUAACACUUCUCUCCAUGCCAUAGUUUCUCUCUCAUGCCGUAGAUUUUGUAUAGUCGAUUUAGUAUGUGUCCAUUUACUUUUUGUACUUGUCACUGAAUGGGAUAAUAGGGAAUCUUUAAACGCCAAAUUGAACGAUUUAGUAGCUAGUCUUUCUGAAUGAUUUAGUCUUUACUUUUAGUAAUGAACUUGGUAGCAUGAUGAUGAUAAUGAAGUCUUCCACUAUGCGCCUUGAAACGGAGAUGCAUUCAGGCUUGCAACAAUAAGCAGCAUUCCAAAACUUGGUGGUCUUGCCCCAGACGAUUUGCACAGGGCCAAUUUACACAUUUCUAAAAAAUUGUUUUAAAUGUUGUUUUUUUUCC